Messenger RNA from Zeugodacus cucurbitae (melon fly), 1784 nucleotides. RefSeq lists its product as uncharacterized. The transcript has a single exon. Bases 624 to 1688 code for a protein of 354 amino acids. The record is from RefSeq and is a predicted model, not a curated record. NCBI's taxonomy places the organism in Eukaryota, Metazoa, Arthropoda, Insecta, Diptera, Tephritidae.
AUUAAUAAAAAUAAGUAACGAGCUGUUGCUUUGUAAAAUUAUUACUAAAAAAAUUCAUAAAUUGUAAGAAACUUUAUAUUUAUUAUGCAUAUAUGUAUACCGCCAAAUCAAAAAAAGCCCUUCCAGGGCCAAUUUACAAUCAACUUUAAAACAUACGAAUUAACUGGUUUGGUCAGUCGAUACGAAUGUAGCGGCCUUUUGCGGACUUUCUAAGAGAAUCAAUACACAAGAACAAAGCGAUUAUCAAAAAUUCACCUUUCUCAUCUGCGCCUAACUUCCACGAAAUUAUAUUCCCUACAUAUUUGUGUGUGUAUGAAUGUUCAACCGUUCACCUUAAUACAAGUAGUUGUAGUGACAAAAGAGGUUUUGAACUUGCGCGACGCAUUUUACCUGUGUUCGUGCGUCAAACGGCGAGAUCAGAGCUCAGUCUGCUUGGUAAACUGCUUUCGAAUACUUGUACUUAAAACUUUUCGGACGAGUCGCGAACAUUUUUAAAUUAAUUAAAAUUUUAAACAUUUCCUUUUACGUCGUACAAAAUUGCCAAUCGACAACUUUAAAGAUGAACGAAAUCAAUGAGUAACUCAGUUUAAUCACAUAUAUAUAUAUAUCUAAGUGUACCAGAAAUGAAUUUGGAAAAGUCAGUUAUUAGACAAAUGUUGUGUCUACUUUUAAUCAGCUACGUUAAUUUGCCAGGCACUUUGGCUGCGCCAAAUCUACUCACCAGUUAUUUGCCAGCUUCCAUGCAAGCGCUCGCCUACUACAUCGACUUUUUACAAUAUGAACCAAUAUCGUCGACAACUGUCGAGCCACCGUUUAGUGUGAGUGACGACGAAUUAACGAAUAUAUUUAAUGCUUCACCUACGACCACACCGCUACCAAUCCGUCCACCAACCAGUGCGUUGUCCACGAACAAGCAGCCAUCGACAUGGGUCUCAACGACUAGCCGGCCAAAUUGGAGCAGCACUUCCAACAAGCCAUCACAAACCGUUAGCACCACAGGGUCUGGUUGGUGGAAACCACCCAAUUGGUGGAAUCCUUCUACAACAACUACAGCGAAACCUACAGUACCACCAACUCCUACACACAGGCCCGGUUUGUAUGCACCUAUGAAAUCGCCACUAAUCAAACCUCGAUCUGAAAAACGUGUCGGUUAUGAGGUAUUUGAUGAGAUUGGUGACAACACCGAAGGUUUUGAUAAGUUGACAUUGGCGCUAAUUCGCGAUAUACAAACAGAGGCGGAGCAUGAUGAAUUUACCAACGAUGUGGAGUCUUUGGACAACUUUUUGCGCCUUUACGAUGACAACUACGGACGAGCUGCUUUCGAUGACGACAAUGCUGUGAAUCGUUGGUCAACCACAUCGACUGCGGGUAAAAAACGUGUACCGCCAACUAAACCCUAUGUCGAAUUUCUACUUGUCUAUGAUCUGCUAAAACGCGAUGCCAAAGCCGCUAACCUAAGCAAAUAUGAGGGUUAUUCGGAAGAAUUGUUAAGGGACUUACACGAUUUGUCCAGUGCGUCGGCGGAGCGUCAACUGUAUACACUUUUCAAACGCAUGAUCGAUCGUGGUGAUGUGCAACGUAGUGAUGUCGUCUCUCGCUUACAAGGUAUAAUGAAAGAUUUAGCCAACCCCCAAAGUGCUACUGCCAAGGAGUUACGCUACAUUCCAGCCAUGCCAUUUGUGCCAUGAUUUUCAAAUACGAUGUAUGAAAUAUUCCUUUAUAAUUCAAUAAAAUCAAUAAACCUAUGAAAGUAUAAGCAACACACAUACAUAUGUAUGUUUAAA